AUGAAGCUCCUCACAUAUGUCUUGUUGGCAGUGUCAGCUUCGGCCGCGUUUGUCGACCCGCAGGGAAGACGGGUGGUAGACCGUAAGGUAGAACAACAAGUCGAGGCCCCAAAGGCGCGUGACCUGGCGUUCGAUAUCAGGCACUCAAAUGAAAGGAAGAAAGCCAACGGAACGGCACAGGCGGCCGAAGCUCAGCAGGCGAGCAACACGACGUCAAGGUUUAUCGCAGUCCGCAAGUCAAGCAAUGCGACAGCGAGAGCGUUGCGUAGGGCGACCAGGGCAUCCAAGAAUAACACGGCACGUGGCGUGCGGGAAGACGGAAGGGCGUACUUUGGAUAA
This is a messenger RNA of Truncatella angustata, 339 nucleotides long. RefSeq lists its product as uncharacterized. Bases 1 to 339 code for a protein of 112 amino acids. Lineage: Eukaryota; Fungi; Ascomycota; Sordariomycetes; Amphisphaeriales; Sporocadaceae. The record is from RefSeq and is a predicted model, not a curated record. The transcript has a single exon.